Messenger RNA from Raphanus sativus (radish), 1017 nucleotides. RefSeq lists its product as uncharacterized. Bases 1 to 1017 code for a protein of 338 amino acids. The transcript has 2 exons. The record is from RefSeq and is a predicted model, not a curated record. NCBI's taxonomy places the organism in Eukaryota, Viridiplantae, Streptophyta, Magnoliopsida, Brassicales, Brassicaceae.
AUGUCUGCUGCUAUGGACAGAGCCUUAAUGGCUCUCUCACUAGAUGAAGAUGAAGUUCCAUUCAAGAUGCCUGAUCUUCCAGGAAUCAGUUCGGCGGAGGAGAACGCUCUCAGUCUCAUGGGGAGAACUUUAAACCCAGAACUUCAAAAAAUGCCGGGUUUGAUUCGUACUAUGCCUAGGAAGUGGGGAAAAGAAGGCAAAGUCAGGGGUAGAGCUUUAUCCCAAGAGAGAUUUCAGUUCAUUUUCACAAAUGAACAUGAUUUGCUUGAUGUUCUGGAAAAGGGAGUCCAAACCUACAUGGACUGGACUAUCGUUUUGGAAAGGUGGGUGGAGAAUCCGCCGGAGGAUUACCUGCAGUACAUUCCACUAUGGGUCAGGAUCAGCAAGAUCCCGGAGAACUACUACACGACAUUGGCUCUGACAGCGCUCGGUGAUAUCAUAGGGAGAGUGAAAGUGGUCGCCUUCGACCCUUCGCAACCGGUGACACAAAACUACAUCAGAGUUCAGGUUCUCUUCAACGUAGCUCAUCCGUUGAGAAUGGCGAAAGUCAUAGACAUGGGUGGAGGGAAAUCUCACACAAUCCACUUUGACUAUGAACAAGUUCAGAAAAGAUGCUUUACUUGUCGAAGACUUAACCAUGAGCAGAAGCUGUGCCCUUUGGAGGUCAGGAAGAGACAGGAGGAGGCGCAGAUUAGGAGAGCACGGGUUAUGGCAGAGAAGAUCAGAACAGAGCCGGUUCUCACUCAGGAUGAUCCUUUAAAGGGAGUGUUAGAGGAGUCUCAGGUAGGAGUAAACCCACUCACAGGAAGGCCUAAAAUAGCGAAGCUGGUUCUUGAAGAGAUGAGGAAGUAUCUCAUUUCAGAUUCUGGAGAAGAUAUAGCUCUGAAAAUCGAUAAAAUCAGGAAGUCAGUUCGGGAAGCAGAGGCGGAUCCAGUUACACAGAGGACUGUCCUGGGAUUGGAACCGAUGCCUAUCUUCACAAAAGACCUCAACAAAGGAAAAGGGCUGGCUUAUUAG